GAAACAAUUAAUACGUAUACAAAUGAAGUUUCACAAUUUAAUCCAUGUUAACUCUAACAAUUAAUAUGCAUUUAAUAAUAACUAAUAUGAAUUUACUUAUUGUAUAUGUUUUUUUAUUAUGUAGGAUAAUUAGAGGAGACUAUACUAAUUAAAUAAUAUGUUUAAUUCUAAUAAUUGCUCUGUAUUUAAUCGUUGUGCAAAUUUUUUUUAUUUAGGAUAAUUAAAUAAUAUGUUUAGUACGUACUUAGUUUAUACUUUCCCUUUGAUUAAAAUUUCUGUUAAGUACCGGAAACAAACAGAUGAAUCAAAUUGUUGAACAUGAAAUGAAAUGAUGAUAAUUAAGAAACUCCACCGCCUCACGUGCAGCGCCGUCGGUCUUCUUGCACGCGUCAGCCCUCUUCGACGCGCCGAUGGGUUCGGAUCCUUUGUCCCCAGAAUGCGUCUGUCCCCGUGUCCCAGCCAGAAAACGACAAAAUUAAAACGUGCAAAACACGUGCUUCUGUGCCAAAACUCACUCACAGCUUCUGUGCCAAAACUCACUCACAAAAUACUUUUUCUCCCCGAAAGCUUUUUCUGUGCCCUAACCCAAACUCCAGCCGAACCCCACUGCUUCCGUUGUCGACGGUCGCCGUCGACGCCAUCUCCGUCCCCUCCUAAAUUCGACGGCAGCCAUCUCCUUCCCUGCCCGAACUCAACGACACCCAUCAGCUUCAUCUCCCGAUCUCGACGACAAGCAAACUUCAUCUCCCGAUCUCGACGGCAAGCAAACUGCUUCAUCUCCCGAACUCGACGGUCGUCGGCAGCUUCAUCUUCGUCCAGUUCGGUACCUUUCUUCCUCCCCCUUUACCAUUCUUCCUCCCCCUCUCUCCCCUUCUCCAGCCAAGAUCUAAAUGUCUCUGUUAUUUGAUUUGGGUGAAAACGAAGCAUAAGAAAAUGGAACCAAAGGAAUUCUGUGUUUUGAUUUUGAUCUAUAUAUUUGUAGUAUGAUUUACCGUACUUCUCUUUAGAUAGUUUGUUGUGAGGUUUUUGAAUCUUGUUGCUGUUGGGUUAGGGCACAGAAUUCCUUUGGUUUAUCAUUCUUCUAGUAGUUUGCUUAAUUGUCAUUUGGUAUUUGAUUUUAUAAAAUAAAUAUUUGCAUAUCAAGUUUUGUGAUAUUUGCAUAUCUAGGUUGCUACCGCAUUCCCUAAUUUUUUUAAAAUUUGCAUUUCUUGGUUGUUUUUUUUUCCAGGAUCAAGGUAAUUAUUAUGGAAUUGUCGUUGGGUGAAUCUACGAGUUGUCGUAGGUUGAAUUUUGAUGUAAAUGGAGAUAGUAGAAUAUAUGAGUUUGAUGUUAUUGAUGAGGGUAUGAACUCUAGUAUGUUAUUGAUGAAUUCUGACCCAUCUAUCACAGAAGAAUUGAUGCCCAAAAUAGGUAUGGAAUUUAAGACAGAAGAGGAUGCCUAUGAAUUUUAUUUGAAAUAUGCUAAACAAGUUGGAUUUGGCAUUAGAAGGAGUAAAAGCCACAAUGAUAAAUCUGGUAAAUUAGUUGACAGGAUUUUUUGUUGUAGUGCGCAAGGUAAAAGGGGAAAGGACAAACGAAAUGUUUAUGUGAAAUCAAGUCGUCCUGAAACAAGGUUUGGUUGUGACGCUAAAAUGAAGGUUAGUUGUCGAAAAAAUGGCAACUUUAGGGUGGAGCAAUUUGUUAAAGAGCAUAAUCAUUAUCUUUCAAGUCCAAACAAAACUCAUCUCUACAGAUGUCAUAGGAAUAUAUCUUCUUCUGCAGCAAUUCAGAUUGAGAUGGCAAGCGAUGUGGGAAUCCCCCCAAAAACAUCUCAUGAUCUUAUGGCGAGAUAAGCAGGUGGGAGGGAGAAUUUAGGUUUUAUUCCUGAAGAUUACAAAAACAAUUUGCGAUCCAAAAGAACAAGAGAUAUGAAAGUUGGUGAUACAGAAGGUGUAUUGGAAUAUUUACAGAAAAUGCAAUUUGAUGAUCCUCAUUUUUUUUAUGCUAUUCAAGUUGAUGAAGAUGAUUUGAUAACUAAUAUUUUUUGGUGUGAUGCUAAGAUGAGAGCUGAUUAUGUCAAUUUUGGAGAUGUUGUUUGCUUUGACACAACAUACAAGAAGAACAAUGAAGGUCGUCCAAUUGCGUUGUUUGUAGGUGUUAAUCAUCAUAAGCAAUCCAUAAUUUUUGGUGCAGCUUUAUUAUAUGAUGAAACCUCUUUGACGUUUUAGUGGUUGUUUGAUACAUUUACCAAAGCUAUGUAUGAUAAAAAACCAACAACUAUUCUUACAGAUCAAGAUGCAGCAAUGGCAAAGGCUUUAGCUUCCAAAUGGCCUGAAACACAUCAUCGUUUGUGUAUUUGGCACAUUUAUCAAAAUGCCGCAAUACAUUUGAGUGGAGUUUUUUCUGAUUUCAAAGAGUUUACUAAAGAUUUUUCCUCAUGUAUAUAUGAUUUUGAUGAAGAGGAAGAUUUUAUUUCAGCUUGGAAAAUGAUGUUGACCAAGUAUGCACUUGAAGACAAUGAUUGGCUAAGACGUUUGUUUUGCAUAAAGGAAAAAUGAGCUUUAGUAUAUGGACGACAAAUGUUUUGUGGGGAUAUGACUACAACCCAAAGAAGUGAGAGCAUGAAUAGUGUUGUGAAAAGGUAUGUCACGUAUCAACAUAAGUUUUUAGACUUUUUCAAUCACUUCCAAAGAUUGCUUGAUGAUCGUCGAUAUGAGGAGUUAAAAGCAGAUUUUAGAUCAAAUACAAGUGUUCCAUGUUUAGUGUAUCCAAUUGAAAUUUUAAAGCAUGCAAGUUGUAUUUAUACUCCUGAGGCAUACAAGUGUUUUGAACAAGAGUGGUACAAAUCUCAUGAUUCUAGUGUAGAAAUUUAUGAGCAUGUUGAAUCACAUACAAAAUACAAAAUUACUUCUCACAAAAAGAGUUACCAUCAUAUAGUUACACAUGAUUCAUCGGGUCAAAAAAUUGAGUGUAGCUGUAGAAAAUAUGAUUUUGCUGGGAUUUUGUGUUCUCACAUUUUGAAAAUAUUUACGAUGAAAAAUAUCAUGAAGAUCCCAAGUGAGUAUAUAUUGAAAAGGUGGACACGAAAAGCAAAGGGUGGAUACUUUGGAGUUAUUGAUUCAAUUGCAAACAAAGGUAGUUUCGAUCCAAAAACUUGCAGCAAUAUGCGAUAUAAAGAAUUGAGUGGGUUGUCUGUUCAAUUGGUUACCAAGGCAGCGGAGAGAGAAGACACUUAUAAGGUUGUUAAAGAUGGUUUGUUGAGUAUGUUUAAAAUUGUGGAUGAGAGGUUACAAGUUAAUGAACCAACUGUCCAACACUCAAUUGAAAGAGAGUUCGAAAUUGACGAAGGAAACUCUCUUGGAGUCAAAGGAAUUAAAACAAAGAAGAAAACAGUUUCAGGUAUGAGGUUAAAAGGUGCAUUAGAUAAGAUUUCAAAGAAAAGGAAAGCAGCGAGGACAACCAACCAAACUUCAACAAUUAAGCCUAUAGAAGAGCAUUAUGAAAGUUAUUCCAGCAUGCCCAAUGUAGAAUGUCAACGGAUGAUCCAUCAGGUAGCUUUACCACAAGCUUCUAUUUGUGUUUUGGCUUCUCAGAUUUCAAACUGUGAUGAGAGUCUAAUUGGUGCUACGCUCCAAGACAAAGACAGUUUUUAAUGGUUUAAUGCAUCAGGAAGGAUGUAGUUUUGGGACAGACACAAGAUCUCUUGUUAAGAGUUUACUCUCUUAUUUGGCUUAUUUUGCUGCACAGAGUUGGAACUGGUUACUGGAAGAAUGAAGACUUGUUGUGCAGUUCGAAGUUGGAGUGGACAUUGUGCAAUGUGUGAAGAAGAUGUGUAGAGUAUUUUAUUUGUUUGUAACUAUGGAUGAUGUGGCUAAUUUAUUGGAUCUUACAAUCUUACGAUACAUUGACACAAAUUUUUGAAUCUUGCUAAAUUCAGUUUGGAUG
This is a messenger RNA of Zingiber officinale, 3924 nucleotides long. Its product is annotated as protein FAR1-RELATED SEQUENCE 9-like. The coding region runs from base 2559 to 3632 and encodes 357 amino acids. Gene Ontology annotation, biological process: regulation of DNA-templated transcription. Gene Ontology annotation, molecular function: zinc ion binding. The record is from RefSeq and is a predicted model, not a curated record. The transcript has 4 exons. Lineage: Eukaryota; Viridiplantae; Streptophyta; Magnoliopsida; Zingiberales; Zingiberaceae.